AUGAAAGGCUUCCUCGGCGUUGCCUUGCUUCCUCUCCUCGCGGCGGCCUCUCCGGUUGCCGUCGAGUCCAUCCACAACGGAGCUGCCCCCAUCCUCUCAUCGACAAACGCCAAAGAGAUUCCAGACUCCUAUAUUGUUGUUUUUAAGAAGCACGUCGAUUCCGAUGCAGCGUCGGUUCACCAAAGCUGGGUGCAGGACAUCCACAGCCAACAGUCCGGGCGAUCGGAUCUGAAGAAGCGGUUCCUCGGCCUGGAAUUUGGAUUUGGCGAUGAGCUCUUUGAGGGUCUCAAGGGUACGUUCAAUAUUGCUGGGUCCCUGAUGGGAUACUCCGGUCACUUCCAUGAAGACACGAUCGAGGAGAUCCGCAAGCACCCUGACGUCGAGUACAUCGAGCGCAACUCUGAAGUCCACACUCUCGAGGACUCUGCCGUAGAGAAGAACGCCCCCUGGGGUCUGGCUCGUAUCUCUCACCGGGACAGACUCUCCUUCGGUACCUUUAACAAGUACCUCUACGCCUCUGAAGGUGGCGAGGGCGUUGAUGUCUACACAAUUGAUACUGGUAUCAAUAUCGAGCAUGAGGAUUUCGGUGGCCGUGCUACCUGGGGCAAGACAAUCCCCACCAACGACGAGGAUCUUGACGGCAACGGACACGGAACCCACUGCUCAGGCACCAUCGGUGGCACAAAGUACGGUGUCUCGAAGAAGGCCAACCUCUACGCUGUCAAGGUCCUGAGGUCGAGCGGUUCCGGUACUAUGGCAGAUGUUGUCCAGGGUGUUGAGUGGGCCGUUGAAUCUCACAUCAAGAAGGCCAAGAAGGGCGGCAAGGGCUUCAAGGGCAGUGUUGCCAACAUGAGUCUCGGCGGUGGCAAGUCCAAGACCCUCGAGGAUGCUGUCAAUGCCGGUGUUGAGGCUGGUGUUCACUUUGCUGUUGCCGCUGGUAAUGACAACGCCGAUGCCUGCAGCUACUCUCCCGCUGCUGCUGAGAAGGCCGUCACUGUCGGAGCUUCGACUCUCGGUGAUGAGCGCGCUUACUUCUCCAACUACGGAAAGUGCACUGACAUCUUUGCUCCCGGCCUCAACAUUCUUUCUACCUGGAUUGGUAGCAAGCACGCUGUCAACACCAUCUCUGGUACCUCCAUGGCCUCUCCUCACAUUGCUGGUCUCCUGGCGUACUUUGUUUCCCUUCAGCCUUCCAAGGAGAGUGCUUUUGCCGUUGAGCUUACUCCCGAGAAGCUGAAGAAGGACAUCAUCUCCAUUGCCACUGAGGGCAUCCUCACUGAUAUCCCCGCUGACACCCCUAACCUUCUUGCCUGGAACGGCGGUGGCUCCUCUAACUACAGUGACAUCGUCGCCAGUGGUGGCUACAAGGCCCAUGCUAACACUGAGUCCGAGUUUGAGUUCAAGGCCGGCGGAAUUCUUGCGCAGGCCAUGUAG
Aspergillus calidoustus is the source of this 1434-nucleotide messenger RNA. NCBI's taxonomy places the organism in Eukaryota, Fungi, Ascomycota, Eurotiomycetes, Eurotiales, Aspergillaceae. The record is from the annotation of a GenBank genome assembly.